This is a messenger RNA of Frieseomelitta varia, 1331 nucleotides long. RefSeq lists its product as uncharacterized. The transcript has 6 exons. Lineage: Eukaryota; Metazoa; Arthropoda; Insecta; Hymenoptera; Apidae. The record is from RefSeq and is a predicted model, not a curated record. Gene Ontology annotation, cellular component: plasma membrane. Gene Ontology annotation, biological process: sensory perception of smell; detection of chemical stimulus involved in sensory perception of smell. Gene Ontology annotation, molecular function: olfactory receptor activity; odorant binding. Bases 108 to 1178 code for a protein of 356 amino acids.
UUGACGUAUAAAAUUAUUACCUUUACAUCGUGAGUGAAUACAAUCAAGAAACGAAUUCACUGAACGCUUUUUAUUUUUCUCACUGAAAAGAAUAAGUAGCGAGCUGAAUGGAUUUUCGCAACUUGAGCCGUUUAAACGUUCUCAUGAAUAUAAUAUCGGGGAACUUCUUACCGAUGACAAAAAAGGCACUAAGGGACGGCACGGUAAACGCGGUGAACGCGUUGGAAAUAUUCACGCUGAGAAUUUAUUUUCACUGUCGCAAGAAUUUAAUACGCAGAUUAAUCGAACAAUUUAACCGCCUCAUCGAAAGCAAUGAAACUCUUCGAGGUAUCACAAGUAGCACAAUGAGACCGAUAGAAAAGCCGCUGAGAGUUUACACAGUUGGUAAUGUUAUUGCAACUACUAUUUGGACGUUGUUGCCGUUUCUCGCGAUCCUUCGAAAAAAUGAGUUCUACUAUUCGGAUUAUCAAAUACCCGGCGUUAUAUCCAAGGAACCUUUCUCAAUCAACAUUUUCAUUACCGGUGUUAUACUGCAGAGCGUCGCCGGGGGGAUCCAAACUGUCAGAAAGAUAAGUUUUGAUCUCUAUACGAUGCAUUUCAUUAUUUUACUGACCGCUCAGUACAAAUACCUUAGAGUGAAAUUCGCAACGAUAUUUGAACAGGAAUGCGGAACUCUGAAGGGCCUGUACGACGACAUUAGAGAGAAUGUCUCGUCUGGAACGAUCAAACGGGAAAUGAGAUUGUUGAUCCGCCAUUACGGACUCGUGGUUGCGAUGGCUGCUAUGUCGAGGAAAUUGUUCUCCCCAAAUAUCGUAAUUCUUUAUCUAGACAACGUUUUCCGGUUCUGCUUUCUAAGUUUAAUGUUCGUAAUGAGUGACCAUUUUGAGAGAUUUUUGAUUGUAAUAUACUCGCUUGGUGCGCUGACACAAUUUUAUUUAUUCUGCUACUCUGUUCAAGAAUUGGUCGAAGCGAGUAAAAAUGUAGCGGACGAUGUAAUAUAUAAAAACUGGUAUCUCCACGACAUGCCACUGCAACGCUCAAUUGUCAUGAUGAUUUUGACCAACAAGCUAGAGUGUAAAUUAUGUAAUCUUGAAAAUAUUAAUUUAACAUUACCGUCUUUCAUCUCGAUUCUAAAUCAAGCAUAUUCGGUAUGUUUAUUGUUUCUGAGGAUAAAAUAAAAUAAAGCAAAAUUCGUAUGAUAUAAUAUAUACUGCAAAACAGGACAUCAUUGAAUGUGGCAUCGAAAAGUUUUUAGUUAUAAUAAUUACAAUGUAUUAACACACAAUGUUGAACACAAAUGGAACGAUAUCUCACAUAAUAAAAAAUAAUUA